Molecule: messenger RNA, 1121 nt
Organism: Cottoperca gobio
Lineage: Eukaryota; Metazoa; Chordata; Actinopteri; Perciformes; Bovichtidae
Gene: wdr33
Product: WD repeat domain 33
Exons: 6
Coding region: 178-942 (254 amino acids)
Biological process (GO): mRNA 3'-end processing
Cellular component (GO): mRNA cleavage and polyadenylation specificity factor complex
Molecular function (GO): protein binding
Source: RefSeq, a predicted model, not a curated record
AGAACAAGAAGCGUCAUGAUGGAGUCCGCUGGUGGCUGAAGUGACAAAAAGCUUCUUCAGUUUAGCUGAAUAAGUCUGGGACGUCCAUGGUUCUUCAGAGAGCGUGUGCACGGAGGAUUAAUAGAGACAGCUAGAUAGAUAUCUCUGCAGCGGAGGCUGUCGAUAUAGUGUGUCAUCAUGGCCACGGACAUCGGCUCGCCGCAGCGCUUCUUCCACAUGCCGCGCUUCCAGCACCAGGCUCCACGCCAGGUGUUCUACAAGAGGCCGGACUUCGCCCAGCAGCAGGCCAUGCAGCAGCUCACCUUCGACGGGAAACGCAUGAGGAAGGCUGUGAACCGCAAAACCAUCGACUACAACCCGUCUGUCAUCAGACACCUGGAGAAUCGUUUGUGGCAGCGAGACCAUCGAGACUUUCGAGCCCUGCAGCCGGACGCAGGAUGUUAUAAUGACCUGGUUCCUCCCGUGGGCAUGGUGAACAACCCGAUGAACGCCGUCACCACGAAGUUUGUCCGAACCUCCACCAACAAAGUCAAGUGUCCUGUGUUUGUGAUUAGGUGGACUCCUGAAGGCCGUCGUCUGGUCACUGGAGCCUCCAGUGGAGAGUUCACUCUGUGGAACGGACUCACCUUCAACUUUGAGACCAUUUUACAGGCCCACGACAGUCCAGUCCGGGCCAUGACAUGGUCUCACAACGACAUGUGGAUGCUGACGGCGGACCACGGCGGCUACGUGAAGUACUGGCAGUCCAACAUGAACAACGUCAAGAUGUUCCAGGCUCACAAGGAGGCCAUUAGAGAAGCCAGGUUUAUACCCAAUCUACCAUUUUCUGUAGUUAACCUCAGUGUCAGCGCUGCAGGGCCGCGCUGCCGCCGAUGUUGUUGUUGUGGAUUCAUGACAGAUGUACGUGUGUGCUGUUGCAACACUGCAGUGGUCUGUUGUUGAUGUUCUGAUGUGGCUGAUGAGCUGUGAAUCUGUUCUGUUGAAUAAAGAAUCAUUUAUUCCUGGUUGGGUAGGAGAGGAGGAUGGUAAUGAGAAUAAAACCCUAAUAAAGUUUUAGCAGGAUCAAUAAAGUUUUAAAAUAAAGUGAAUAAAGAGAAGCUCCUGCACGCCUGAACCUCAAA